Sebastes umbrosus (honeycomb rockfish) is the source of this 1533-nucleotide messenger RNA. RefSeq lists its product as uncharacterized. Lineage: Eukaryota; Metazoa; Chordata; Actinopteri; Perciformes; Sebastidae. Bases 226 to 657 code for a protein of 143 amino acids. The record is from RefSeq and is a predicted model, not a curated record. The transcript is spliced from 4 exons.
GCAUGUUUAUGUAUGUGUGAGUGUGUGAAUACCUGAGAAAGUUGUGUGAGUGUGGAAAUACUCAACACUGUGUGUUCAAUUGUCCAUCCCCUGGCUGGGCAGCCCUGCGUUUCAUUCCUGAUUGCUCGGAUCCGUUCCUUCAUCAGCAGGACUGAGGAAAGUUAUCUAAAACAGAGGAGAAGAACAUUACGGAUUAUUAAAGACACCAAAGGAAUAGUGGUCAAGAUGUUGAUCACCAUGCUAACAGCCAUGUAUAUGGUGGUCAAAGUCGUAGAAUCGAUAGGGGCGCGGUUCGCACGACAAGAUGAGCCUUUGCCUUACAUGGUGUCCCAGCCUUUGCCUUGGCAGAUUCACUCAGUGUCACACAGUCGGAGGAGCAGCAAAGCAGAUGAGUUUGAUGGCUUCAGGAGGAACAGCAUAGGUGUCUAUAGAAAGAACUUUGCCUCCGCUGCUAUUGCCUCAGUCUCUCUGGCUAUCCCCUGUGUCCUGUCGUGCUCAGACUCCAACGCCAGCAAUGGGACGUGCACCAUGCUCCCCGUUCCCCCCCUCAGCCCUGUUCCCCCGCUCAGCCCUGUUGAAGAAGUUGAGAAGGCCGCCGCCACCAUCCAGACCCACUUCAGGAAGUUCCAACAGAAGAAGCACAAGAACGGCAAGUAGACGGACAAAAGAGGGAUGCAUGGUGGUACCGGGAAGACAACAGGAAGCAGGUGGGACGCACGUGGAUUCACCAAACGAUGGAUGAACUCUGUGAUGACAGAAAUGCACAAUUAUGUUCACUCAUAUUCAAAUGUACAUACAUUAAAACUGGAUUAGUGACAGAGUCUAAACAAUAAUAUAAAAGUAAUAGCUUACAUCUCAAACAGGUUGUUUAUGUGAAUAAUAUUUUAUUUAUAUUAUAAUACACUGCGUCUGAAUGAAUGUUAGUUUUGAUGUGCUGUGAUGACAGAGUGACUGUGAGUGCGUGAGAGACUGUGAAUAUGCUGUAAAUAUAUAUAUAUAACCAGUGUUUUUGAGUAUAUAAAUAUGGACAAAAUAAUAAUCAAAUAAUUUGUCAACAUUGUGGAUCUCUCAAAAACAAACAUGUUAACAUUUUACCAUUUCAAUAAAGUCCUCUGUAAACCUCUGCUGUGUUUCAUUGCAGCAUGGUGCCCUCUAGUGUUUCAAUCAGGUUUUGAAUCAUGUUAUGGCUCAUCCAUAAUGCAACAGUAGCUUUAAAAGCCCACAUGCAGAUAAGACAUUAAAUAAAAUAACCACAUAAAUAAAUACAAUUAUGAAUUGAUUUAAAUAUUAAAAUGUAAGUUUUAAAAAUGUAUUGGAUUAUUUUACAAUUUUGGUUAUGAUUUGUCUGAUAUGCAUUCAUGUCAUUAUUUAUUUAAUGUCUUGUGUAUUUGUUUGAUUUUAGUGACUUGAAGGUAAGACAAUUGACUGAUUUUUUACAUACAUUAAAUAUUUUUUUGUCCACAAGUAGCUAACUGAAAUUGUUGCAUUUUGUUGGAUUUUUUUCAAACAGGCACCAUGAAGGGCUAAAAGGUU